Hymenoscyphus albidus is the source of this 393-nucleotide messenger RNA. The record is from the annotation of a GenBank genome assembly. Lineage: Eukaryota; Fungi; Ascomycota; Leotiomycetes; Helotiales; Helotiaceae.
AUGACAAUGCCCACCGAAAUGCCAGAAAAGCUUGUCAGGCUGUUAGUCAACUAUGUCGCCGCUGCUGAAGCAGAGCAGCAAAUCUCGCGUUACACAGAAGAACAAGAAACCACCUCAAUGAUGCUAAGUGUCAUGAUGUUCAAUAAGCAUUACCUUCCCUUGGUCAGAUCCUCACGCGGAUAUUAUUAGGCUAUCAUUCCUGAGAAGGAUUUACCAGAAUCUGUCAUCAACUUCAUCAAAGAGAUCAAAGAAGUCCCUCAAACAGAGAUUGACACUUGGGAUUUCGAACAUAGGAAGUCAAUGUAUCACUUCAAGGGGUUUUUACAAGAAGAGGGCUUUGAUCUGGGUAUAGAUCUUAAGUCUCCUGAGUGGCUUUCGCGGUGGAUUGAAUAA